UUUGACAUUUCCCUCAAAAAACGGGAAAACAAAAGAAAAUUGACAAAAAACAAAAUUUCGUUACGUCAAAAUUGGAAGUGAAGAAGAACGCGCGUCGUCAUCAUCAUGUCGAUGAGCGCGAAACCCAGCGUGGAUUCGGCGGCGAAGCGCGGUAAAAGCUCGUCUUCGAAGAACGGAUCCGUGCAGAAUGCGAACGUGAGUAAUAGAGUCGUCGUUGACGCUUCGCCGAGACCCGGGGGUUAUUUGAAAGUGUUGAAUCCUCAAGACGCGAUGAACGCUUUGACAGUUAUGGUGCCGCCGGAACUUUCAGAGCACACUUGCUGUUGCAAAACGAAACAGAAGCACAGCAAGACUUGCGUGGAUGAAUCGAGGCGGCUCGUGAAGAAAGACGGAAGCAAAGACACGAAAGAUACGCCCGUGAACACUUCGUCGCAUUCGACGACGCGCGAUUUCCGCAUAACGAAAGCCAUCGAGGAAUCCGAUUGGGACGUUUCCAGUAUAGAGGGCGACAUCGGCGGGGCGGAAUCGACUGCAGAGGUCACCUUCAAAGAGACGAAGGCCAGUUUGAACAUGACGUCGAUGCUGAUCAGCACCGUGAUGAUGCUCGCCUCGGACAAUCCGGUUCCCGACGAGUACAUCGACGCCACGGUAGCGUUCCUCGAGUGCGUCACCGACGACGACGCGAACACUCCGCCGAACGCGCAGAGUCUCCUCAAUCACAUCGAGCUGAAGACGGGGAAAUUGGCGAAGAAGAAGGACUGCACGGAAUGCGGGUACACGGUGCUCACAUCCGAGAAGGCCAAGUCCACUAACGUCGCCGAGUGACAGGCGUCAUUCUCCUCGC
This is a messenger RNA of Nicrophorus vespilloides, 844 nucleotides long. RefSeq lists its product as uncharacterized. The record is from RefSeq and is a predicted model, not a curated record. Bases 106 to 825 code for a protein of 239 amino acids. The transcript is spliced from 2 exons. NCBI's taxonomy places the organism in Eukaryota, Metazoa, Arthropoda, Insecta, Coleoptera, Silphidae.